Molecule: messenger RNA, 1116 nt
Organism: Adineta steineri
Lineage: Eukaryota; Metazoa; Rotifera; Eurotatoria; Adinetida; Adinetidae
Source: the annotation of a GenBank genome assembly
AUGCAUUUAUUAGAUAAGAUUUGUGAUCAAGUGAGUGAUGCUAUACUUGAUGCGUGUUUAGCUGAAGAUCCUGAUUCUAAAGUAGCAUGUGAAACAUGUACAAAAACGGGUAUGAUAUUAGUGUGUGGAGAAAUAACAACAAAAGCCAAUCUUAACUAUCAAAAAAUAAUUCGUGAUACUGUUCAUAAAAUUGGUUAUGAUUCAUCUGAUAAAGGUUUUGAUCAUAAAACAAUGAAUGUUCUUGUUGCCAUUGAACAACAAUCACCAGAUAUUGCUCAAGCUGUACACGAAAACAAAUCUGAAGCUGAUCUUGGUGCUGGUGAUCAAGGUUUAAUGUUUGGUUAUGCAACAGAUGAAACUGAAGAAUGUAUGCCAUUAACUAUUGUACUUUCUCAUAAACUUAAUGCUAAAAUGGCUGAAUUAAGACGAAGUGGUGAACUUGAUUAUCUUCGACCUGAUUCGAAAACUCAAGUUACUGUUGAAUAUAAAUUUGAAAACGGUGCUUGCAUUCCACUACGUGUGGAUACAAUUGUUAUAUCGACUCAACAUAGUCCUCAAGUUACUCAAGAACAACUAAAAGCUGAUCUUCGUACGAAGAUUAUUGACGCAGUUAUACCAGCAGAUUUACUUGAUAAGAACACUACGUAUCACUUAAAUCCUUCGGGUAAAUUUGAAAUUGGUGGUCCACAAGGUGAUGCUGGAUUAACCGGACGUAAAAUUAUUGUUGAUACUUAUGGUGGUUGGGGUGCUCAUGGUGGUGGUGCAUUUAGUGGUAAAGAUCCAUCAAAAGUUGAUCGAUCAGGAGCUUAUGCAGCUCGUUGGGUUGCAAAAUCACUUGUUCAUGCUAAACUUUGUCGUCGUUGUCUUGUUCAAGUAUCAUAUAGUAUUGGUGUUGCUGAUCCAACAUCUAUUUCUGUUUUUUCAUAUGGUACAUCAUCAAAAACAAAUAAAGAAUUACUUCAUAUAGUCAAGAAGAAUUUUAAUCUUCGCCCUGGUUCGAUUAUAGAGAAGUUACAAUUAAAAAAUCCAAUUUACGCAAAAACGGCAUGUUAUGGUCAUUUUGGUCGUCCAGAAUUUCCUUGGGAACAACCCAAAAAAUUGGAUCUUUCACCAUAG